This is a messenger RNA of Thelazia callipaeda (thelaziosis nematode), 477 nucleotides long. Lineage: Eukaryota; Metazoa; Nematoda; Chromadorea; Rhabditida; Thelaziidae. The record is from the annotation of a GenBank genome assembly.
AUGAGACUAGUUUUAAGAAUUUUCAGAAGCAAGAUGUCACUAGAUUCAUUGUCGAAAAUCCAACCUGAUCUACUUAUGGUUGAAACUUCUGCGGCUACUUCUCAUCUACCACCAUUAAAUGAUACUAAGUCACUAAGUCAUGCGGCAGCUGUGUAUAAGAAAGAUUUGCAAGCACCACGACAUGUGGUGACGAGUAAAAAUGACCAUGAAUUGUUAAGUGAACACUCACGCAUGUGUCGAAAUGUUGCCAAUGUGAUCGAUAAAUGUCGUACGAUUGGUGGAAAUGCGUAUGCUGAACAAUUUUUAAGGCAUGAAAAAAUUAACAUACUUAAAGAGUUAAAAACAGCUUCUCUUAUCAAUCGUGGACCUCCAGGAAUAUCAAAUAGUUCUCAUCUGCACUGGGAUUUGCUGCUUCGUAGAGACGAAACAGUUGAACCUUGUGAUUAUUUGAAUUUUGAUUACAGUGCCAAGUUUUAA